This is a messenger RNA of Myxocyprinus asiaticus (Chinese sucker), 690 nucleotides long. RefSeq names its product histone H2B. Gene Ontology annotation, cellular component: nucleosome. The transcript has 3 exons. Lineage: Eukaryota; Metazoa; Chordata; Actinopteri; Cypriniformes; Catostomidae. Gene Ontology annotation, molecular function: DNA binding; structural constituent of chromatin; protein heterodimerization activity. The coding region runs from base 175 to 582 and encodes 135 amino acids. The record is from RefSeq and is a predicted model, not a curated record.
AAUGCAUAUCAAGAUGAUUCAACACAGAACAUUUAGAAAGCAUGCCAGCAUGCACCUGGAACCUGCCAUAGUGUAUAAAUGGAAAAAGGAACAGGAAGAAGUCAAGCCAGGGGGACAAAGUUAUAUUUGGUGGUGAUAUGAGAGCAGACUCACCAGUUUACAUCACAGAUCAACAUGCCUGAACCAGCGAAGUCCGCACCGAAGAAAGGCUCUAAGAAGGCCGUUACUAAGACCGCCGGUAAGGGAGGAAAGAAGCGUAAGAGGUCCAGGAAGGAGAGUUACGCUAUCUACGUGUACAAAGUGCUGAAGCAGGUUCAUCCUGACACCGGGAUCUCCUCCAAGGCGAUGGGCAUCAUGAACUCCUUCGUCAACGACAUCUUCGAGCGCAUCGCCGGUGAGUCGUCUCGUCUCGCUCACUACAACAAGCGCUCCACCAUCACAUCAAGAGAGAUCCAGACCGCCGUGCGUCUGCUGCUGCCCGGUGAACUGGCCAAACACGCCGUGUCUGAGGGCACAAAGGCCGUCACCAAGUACACCAGCUCCAAGAUCAUACACUCUCACUGUUUAUCUGUGAUGGAAUGAGCUUCUAACCUCCACAAGAUCUGCUGAAACCAUCUUUUAAAAAAACAGAAAACAUAUCUACUGCAAGCACUUAAGCAAUCCACAGUAACUGCACUAUUUAAAACUUAC